AUGGAUCUAUCCAGUCGAUUCAUGUCGUUCAUCUUAUUUCUAAUAUCUUUAAAUUUAGUUUUUGGAUCAAUUAUAGUAGUAAAAAAUGAAUCAGAAAUUGACUAUCCUGAAAACUUAGCAGAUGACUCCAGCAGAUCAUUACUGAGUGAAACCACAAUUGCAACAAGAACAGUAGCGGAAGAAACAUUGGAAGAGCUUGUUGUAAAGCACGAGAACCUGAAUAGAGACGAAACAAUCAAAAUAACAUUAUACUUUGCAGCUUCUUAUAUAGUAAUGAUUGCAAUCAUCAUAACCAUUGCAUACCUGUACACACGUUUCCUAAAACGGUGAGUUUUGUUUUAAAAACUACGUUUUCUGUAAAUUUCACUUUUGGGAUAAAGCAGCGAGUUGCAUUGUAAAAUA
Xenopus laevis (African clawed frog) is the source of this 402-nucleotide messenger RNA. RefSeq lists its product as uncharacterized. The transcript has 5 exons. Bases 1 to 330 code for a protein of 109 amino acids. Lineage: Eukaryota; Metazoa; Chordata; Amphibia; Anura; Pipidae. The record is from RefSeq and is a predicted model, not a curated record.